CACUGUCAACAAAGAUGGCCGCCCUUCAGAUUACAAGGAGAAUCUCAUGAGCCUCCCGAAAUAUCCUGAAAUAUCAACAUGCCGAAGAAGGGCAAGAAGGGAAAGAAAGGGAAGAAGGGUAAAGGGAAAAAGGGAAAGAAGGGAGCAAAGAAGAAUGACUCUAUUGCAAAGCUAGCCGUAGCAAACUCUAAAGCAUGGGAGGCAAGACUAGAUGUGGCAGAGAGUUCCAAGCAAGAGUACAGAGAGCAUGCAAAGAAGCUAAUGCUGGAGAACGAUGGCCUACAGAGUACCAUGUUGAGGUCCGAGCAGGAGGCCAUUGAAAUCUUCACACUCUUACAGAAAAAGGAUGAACAAAAAAAUAACACACUGGAGAAACUCCAGCAGUCUAUCCGAGAUCAGAAGAAAGAUCACCGAAAGGACAAGGAAAAUAUUGUGGAGGACUUCAGUCAACAGAUAAAUGAAUUGGAAGAACGACUGUCUGAGCGAAGUCGCGAGGUCGACCUUCUGCAAACGGAACUCAAGCAGGUCAAAGAGUUUCGACGGAAGAGAGGCCAGAUGCAGAAAGAUCUUGAUGAGAUAAAAGAAUCUAUGUACAAUGCUAAUCGAGACCAUAAAACUACACUUUCACGUAUGGAACAGAAAUUUUUUGAAGAAAAGAUGCGACUUCAGCAGGAAGCAAACCAGAAGAUUGCAGAAUUAGCAGAGCGUGCUCACACAGAAGCUAUAACAAAUCUAGAUGAGACUACAAAAUCGGUGUAUAAGGAGAACGUUCGAUUGUCGGAGGCCCUGAACUAUCACAUGAAAGAGGGAGAAUUACUGAAAAAGACAAAGGAGAAAUUACUAGAGGAAAACGAAAAUCUGACAGGGGAGAAGGAACUCAAUGAUAUGAUUGUCCAAGAGAAAGUUAUACAGUCAAAACAGCAAAAAGAACUUGUGCGACAAUUGAAUGAAAAGGUGCAAACACUGGAACAAUCACUAAGUCAUAUGGCCAGAGAGUUCAAAACCGACAAGAAGGCAGCCAUGGAAAGAUCACGUAUUGAAAAUGAGGCUGCAAAAAUUGAAAUUGCAAAACUCCAGAGAGUAAUAGAGCUUAAAACUAAGGAAAUGAACAAGGUCAAAAAACUUGCGAAGAACAUUCUUGAUCAGAGGACAGAACUAGAAAGGUUUUUUCUAGAGUCUCUUGAGCAAGUCAGACAGGAAAUUGCAGCCAACCAGGCUCAAUAUCGCAGAGAUGCACAGGGUGCAUAUCAGCAGAGGAUGCUUAAAGCAUUCUCAGGAAAGGGAGAUUACCCCAGAAUAAGGACAUUCAAUAAAUCGGACCAGAGCACAAACAGUGUUUACAAGGACUUAGAAGCUGCAGAAACCUUAUAUGACAUAUCUGGUAAAGUUGACAUUGGGGACCUAACAUGGGAACAGAAGGAACGAAUCCUGCGAUAUCUUUUUGCUAGAAUGAAUGGAAAUAAGAAAAGGGAUGGUAAUUCUCUCUCUGCCCCUCCCCUCCCGUCGAUAGAGCAGAGACAACACCGGUUGAGUCUAACCCAAGGAGAAAAGACUGAAGAUGAUGCUGGUGCUACCUUCCUUACCCAGGCUCAGAUAGACCCUCUCUCAGGGCCAGACGGAAUACCAGACCUACAGAAGGCAUGGAUGGAGCCACACCCUCCACCUGUGGCCACAUAGCAAGUUCCUCAGUUACACCUGAAAAUCUUGUAUUCAUAGCAACCUGGGUCAAGUAUAGAAGCCAGAUAUGCUAUUUUAAAGCGAAAAUCAUUACAACUGGGAUCAAGUUGGAGGUCACCAUUUGGUGUUGUCUAUAGCAGAGUAAACAUUGAUUUUGUGUCUUACAUAUACGAUUCAAGGGCCAACCACCGUUAUAAAGGACAAUUGUGAUUGAAUGCCAAAAAUAGACAUGAACUUGAAAUGAGCUAGUUGCAUUUGUGAACUGAAUGUUGUUGUCAAACAAAAACCUUUGAUAUUAAAGGUUAAAUCUUUGAUAGUGCCUAAAACUUGUUUCUACAGUAUUGGAACUAGUUAACUUUGAUGCCAAGUUCAUUUUUUUCAACAAGUGUAUAAAUGUGUUAUAUAUGGACAUGUUCAUACACAACAAAACCUGUUCUUACUGCUGUGCAAGAUUAAACUUACAGAAAAUUCAGAAGAAG
Mizuhopecten yessoensis (Yesso scallop) is the source of this 2156-nucleotide messenger RNA. RefSeq names its product basal body-orientation factor 1-like. The transcript is spliced from 11 exons. The record is from RefSeq and is a predicted model, not a curated record. NCBI's taxonomy places the organism in Eukaryota, Metazoa, Mollusca, Bivalvia, Pectinida, Pectinidae. Bases 79 to 1677 code for a protein of 532 amino acids.